GUAGUAAGAGCAUAUCAUAUCACUCCCACUGUGUGUGUUAGAGAGACGUACAGAGAUCUGGUACAGCUUGCAUUGCUUGACUUUUCAAACCUGUUUUUCCCUGAACCUUUGGAGGUUUUUAGCAAGGUUCUUAUAGAGGUACCAUCUUGGAAGAAAGGAACAUAAACCAAAUUUCCAGAAGAAGCCCCGAAGCCUGCGUUGAUCUGGUCAGGCUUGUGAGAACUGGUUUUCCAGGGAGAUGAGUGUUGAUUUGCAAAACACCAACUCCGAGCCAAGCCGUUGCUUUCACAGGAGCGUCCCAAGAUUCCCGGAGUUCUGAACGCAUCUCCCUGGGAUUACACAACUGCAGUUAUUCGAUUGCAGGGGAAAGCUUCUAUGAAUGCGACUCAACCUUAAGAGAUUUUUAAUAUAAGUUGCUGCCAGGCUUCUGUAACCAUGAGGACAAUCGCUGUGGAUUAUCUUUUGCUAUUAGCUGGAGCAAUGUGCGCGGCUGGCUCUAUUCAAGCAGCUUCCACAAAUGAGGAUGAUGUCACUCCACGGAUCAGCUUUCAGUACAAUGAUAUGGAGAGGACUGCCAAGAGGUUCUCCGCAGAGGGGGUGUUCAAUUACACCUCACUGCUGUUGAGUGAAAACGACGACGUUCUUUAUGUUGGUGCGAGAGAGGCUCUGUUUGUGCUGAACAUCUCUGAUUUUGGAAACAGCAAGCUCCACAGGAAUUUGACAUGGAAAACUCCAGAUCACAAAAGAAACGAAUGCGGUUUUAAAGGAAGGAACUUACAGAUGGACUGUUUCAAUUAUAUCAAGAUCUUUCUCCAGAUGAACAGCACUCACCUCUAUGUGUGCGGAACAUAUGCCUUCAGUCCCCUUUGUGCUUAUAUAAGCAUUUCAGAUUUUUCUUUGGUGAAAAACAUGCUGGGGGAUGUUGCCACAGAGGACGGGCGAGGUCGAUGCCCGUUCGACCCUGAAUACAAGUCCACUGCCAUUAUGGUUGACGGAGAGCUGUACUCUGGGACAGUCAGUAAUUUCCAGGGAAAUGAACCGACUAUUUACAAGAGUCUGGGCCCAGGGACCCCCAUUAAAACAGAGAACUCCCUCAACUGGCUUCAAGAUCCAGCGUUUGUGGGUUCCGCUUAUAUCCAAGAAAGUCUUCCGAAGGGAAACUCAGUGGGAGAUGAUGAUAAAAUUUACUUCUUCUUCAGCGAAACGGGGAAGGAGUUUGAUUUCUUUGACAACACAAUCGUCUCCAGGAUUGCCAGAGUGUGUAAGGGUGAUGUGGGUGGAGAGCGAGUGCUGCAGAAGAGGUGGACCACCUUCCUGAAAGCCCACCUCCUGUGUUCCCUCCCAGACGACGGCUUUCCCUUUAACAUCAUCCAGGACAUGUACGUGCUCACUCCCGGGAAGCAGGACUGGAAGAGCACCGUCUUCUACGGGGUCUUCACCUCUCAGUGGUACAAGGGUGCGGCUGGUAGCUCUGCUGUGUGUGCCUUCACCAUGGAGCAGGUGGAGAACGCCUUCAACGGGCGAUACCGCGAGGUGAACCGUGAGACGCAGCAGUGGUACACCUACAACCACCAAGUACCUGAGCCCAGACCUGGAGCGUGCAUUACCAACACUGCGAGGAAGAUGGACAUCCCUUCCUCCCGUGACAUGCCCGACAAAGUGCUGAAUUUCGUUAAGGACCAUUUCCUAAUGGACGGGGUGAUCAGGAGCCAGCCUCUGCUUCUCAAGAGGAAUGCCCGAUACACUCAGAUCGUUGUCCACAGGGUCCAGGGCAUCGACCAGGCGUACGAUGUCUUGUUCUUGGGCACCGAUGAUGGCAAACUGCACAAAGCGAUCAAUGUGAACAACAAGAUGCACAUCAUCGAAGAGAUGGAGCUGUUUGACAAGCCCCAGCCAGUGCAGAACAUUAUACUGGACUCCAAGAAGGGCCUGCUCUACAUCUCCUCAUACACCGGGCUGGUGGAAGUGCCAGUAGCAAACUGCAGUAACUAUCAGAGCUGUGGAGAGUGCUUCUUAUCAAGGGACCCGUACUGCGCGUGGAGUGGGAGGAGGUGCAGGGAUGUGCGACAGGCUUCCCCAAACAGUCGCUGGAAGCAGGAUGUGGAAGACGCGCACACAGAGCCAGACUGCAAUGGCUCGUUAGCCAGUCCCCGCACUGUGAAGACUACAGGUGGGUCCCAAUGCCAGACUUUUGUUUUACCGCCCAACACUUUCAAAAUCCUGCCCUGUAAGCUGAGGUCGAACCUGGCCACUCGGAAGUGGGUUUACAGCCCGAGUGCCAGUAACUCCACUUACGUCAGCCCUGACGGCGGCCUGGUGGUGGUGGCUAAUGCAGAGGAGAAGCGGGAGGCUUACGAAUGCUGGUCCAUCGAAGGGGGGUUCCGGCAGCUGCUUGCCAGCUACUGCGUGGAGGCAGAGACCACUGCAAUGGAAACCCCCCCCUCCACCACCUCCACCGCCAGGACCACAACCCUGCUCAUCACCGAAGACAAAUAUGUCCUCCUGCACAGCGGGAACCGGUCCGCGCAAGACAGUGUCAGGACCUACUGGAACGAGCUGCUCAUCGUGUGCAUCCUCCUGGGGGUGACCGUGCUGUGCUUCACCCUGUUUCUGAUUUACCGGAACCGGCACAGCAUGAAGACCUUCCUGAAGGAAGGUGAGUGCUCCAGCAUGCAGCAGAAGAAGCAACGGAUGGCAGGGAAGCCGGCUGAGAGUCUGCCCCUCAACGGGAGCACCAUGCCCACCUCCACCUCCACCUCUGAUCACAAAGGAUACCAGACCCUGAACGACAACUACAUCUGCAGCACGCCCUCGCAUGGGUCCCCGGAGAACAGCAAGGAGUUCACGGAGUCCGAGAAGAGGCCGCUGAACCUCAAGGAGAGCCAUGUGGAGAUCUCCCCCACCUGUCACAAGCCUCGUGUGAGGCUGGGAUCAGAGAUCAGGGACUCCAUAGUGUGAAGAGACACCGUGGUGUUAAUACUCAACCAUAGGACCAACUAACAAACAAAGCGAUAGAGCAUCAGUGUUCUUCUGAAUUUUAAAACGACAGGGAGCCUGUUCAAGGAAGGGUGGUGGUGACAUCACAAAAGAGGACUUUCUUUUCCCCAUGUUUAAUUACUUCAGCAGCAGUUUCUUUCUUUUUUCUUUUACGAGGAGCCAAAAACAAUCAUUCGGAGCAGUUCUAAAAAAAAUCACCCUGACACCAGAAAAAAAUAAGAUCUUUUUAAAAGAUAUAUUUGAGAACUCAAAAGAAACUCCAUGAUUUGAUGUUGUGUAUCCAGUGGGAACAGCACCAGGCAUGGAAGGAGCAGCAGUUCUUAAGCACGUUUUCAAUUAUCUCCAACCUCACGCUUUCCACUCUGGUUGUGAUGAAAAGCUCAAGGCAAUCUAUUUUGUUUUUAAUGUAAGGAGCAACUUAUAAAAGUGAUUGUGAGGAAUCCGUCCCAAUUCACAGACCACCUUUCAAUUCAAAGCUUUUAAAAUGGGACACAACGUGUCAGCUGCCUCCAUUAAUCAAGUUCCAGCACCGGAUUGGCGGUGAGGCUCCAUGAACAUUUCAUCACUGCACAGUCUAUGGCUGUGCGCUGCAUUCAUUCUUAAUUAGUGAACAAGCCUGUCUGUCCUGCUAGACCAGCAGGAACUGGAUAUUGCCAGCAUUAGAAAAGGACUUUGACCAUGCACCAACUGAGCCAGCUGUAGCUCCUGAAUCUCUCCCUGCACAGCUACAAGUUCACCUAACACUGCCAGGUGUUUCUGUUCAAGCAGAAGGUGCCAGAAAGCCUGGUCCAACUAAAAUUCUUCAGAGAGAACACUACCAAGACUUUGUAUUAUCAAAGGAAGUGCUCUCCUAGUCUCUUUAAAUUGAAUGAAACACAGUUCUUUCAUUUGGAAGCCCACUGUUGGGUGUACCAGCAAUGACGGAAUAGUUGUUUAAGGCAAAGUAUAUCCAUCAUAACGGUAUGGUAUUACAGAAGUGUCCUUGGGAGAGCUUUAUAUUUUCACCUGAAGAGAAAUGCCCAUGUGUAGAUGAACAGUGCUGUACAUGCAUGCAAUGCAAAAAGCUGUGAAGACCUUGAGCGUGGAAGAGGAACACAUGCCUUCUUUAAACCUGCAGCAAUGUGUACGCAAUGGAGGAGGCUUACUGUAUGCUUUCCAUGUGAGUUACAUUAUAAAGCGUCUCAGUAUUAACUCUAGCAGAGAUUAAAGGAACAGUGAGCAGCUGGGUGAAGUGCUUAUAGCCACUUGCCUACUUCCUGGGAUCAUGAAAGACACGUGUCAUGUUCCAAUGGACCAUUUAAUGCAGAAACCAGAGUCUGAAACUGAACCAAUACUUCAGUGGCAACUGACUUGAGUCAGGGUUUAUUUUCAAGCUUAGAAAAGGGUUCUGGGGAAGUGAAGGAGCCCUCUAUUGGCCACAUUUCUCGUCAGUCGUGAUUAGUCAGUGUGGUGUGUUUUGCAUGUCGAUGGAGUUUUGAACAAACACAAACAAAAGAAAACAUGUGUUCAUGUUUAUACAUGGCAUAACCAAAACUGUCGUACGCUGUGCCAAAACCCUUUUUGUUUAAAGAAAUGGAAAGGUGUUUUUAAACAAAGAUUUGUAUUAUUAUUA
Polyodon spathula (Mississippi paddlefish) is the source of this 4609-nucleotide messenger RNA. RefSeq names its product semaphorin-4B-like. Gene Ontology annotation, molecular function: chemorepellent activity; semaphorin receptor binding. The transcript is spliced from 15 exons. NCBI's taxonomy places the organism in Eukaryota, Metazoa, Chordata, Actinopteri, Acipenseriformes, Polyodontidae. The coding region runs from base 436 to 2958 and encodes 840 amino acids. Gene Ontology annotation, biological process: negative regulation of axon extension involved in axon guidance; positive regulation of cell migration; semaphorin-plexin signaling pathway. The record is from RefSeq and is a predicted model, not a curated record.